This is a messenger RNA of Salvelinus fontinalis (brook trout), 1873 nucleotides long. RefSeq names its product inhibitor of growth protein 4-like. Gene Ontology annotation, biological process: regulation of DNA-templated transcription; positive regulation of apoptotic process. The coding region runs from base 22 to 771 and encodes 249 amino acids. The transcript is spliced from 8 exons. NCBI's taxonomy places the organism in Eukaryota, Metazoa, Chordata, Actinopteri, Salmoniformes, Salmonidae. Gene Ontology annotation, cellular component: nucleus. The record is from RefSeq and is a predicted model, not a curated record.
CCUUUGUUUAUUAUUUUCAAGAUGGCGGCGGGAAUGUAUUUGGAACACUACCUUGACAGUAUAGAAAACCUGCCAUUUGAGCUACAGAGGAAUUUCACUCUGAUGAGAGACCUGGACACACGGACCGAGGAUCUGAAAGGGCAGAUAGACUCUUUGGCUCGCGAGUACACGUCAAAUGCACACACCCUCUCCUCGGAGCGGAAGCUCUCCCUGCUUCGCCAGAUCCAGCAGUCAUAUGGAAUGUGUAAAGAGUUUGGAGAUGACAACGUCCAGCUGGCCAUGCAGACCUAUGAGAUGGUGGACAAACACAUCCGCAGGCUGGACACAGACUUGGCCCGCUUCGAGGCAGACCUAAAGGAGAAAAAGAUUGAGAGCACCGAUUAUGACUCGACCUCCAGCAAGGGAAACAAGAGUGAGCUCAGGGGGCCAAAAGAGAAGAAGGUUAAAGGCACGAGGUUAAAGGCGAAGUCAGACGACGACUGCAGCUCCAAGAUCGGACAGAAGAAAGUCAAACUAACACAAACGCCUGAGUUCACAGCCCCUACGGUGAACUUUGGGAACGUCCACCCCUCGGAUGUGCUGGACAUGCCCGUGGACCCCAACGAGCCCACCUACUGCCUGUGUCACCAAGUGUCUUAUGGAGAGAUGAUCGGCUGUGACAACACAGACUGCUCCAUUGAGUGGUUCCACUUUGCCUGCGUGGGGCUGACGACAAAACCCAGAGGAAAAUGGUACUGUCCAAGGUGUACUCAGGAGAGGAAGAAAAAAUGAACCCAGAGACAAUCAUAACCAACAAUCAUAACGCUAGAGGGAUGUAGAGUUUACACAGGAGGGUUCAGUGUUUGUAUUGAAACAUGGCACGCCCUCCAUAAACAUCCAUAAACAUUAACAUAGACUCUGCAGGGUCAUGUUUAAUAGGUCACACCAUCACAAGUUGGGUUGAAACGCAAAACCAAAAUGAGCAUUACCUAUUGGACCGAGUCCAAGUAGCCCCUCCCCUUUUUCAUUGUGGGUUCUUCUGUUCAGUGUCUAAUGGUACUUCUGGUCUGCUAUCCUGUAUACCUCUCUUUGUCAAACAGAAAGAAGAUGGACAUUUGACGGAGGUGUAGUUACAGCUGUUAGCCUAAUUGAUGUUCCCUAAUCAUGACUAUAUAUUUUUUUUUAUUGUUUAACUUUUUGAUGGUUGCUUUAAUGCUUAUUUAUGCAGAGUACUACAGAGACGUAUCCCCCUCUUUUUACAGCCAGUGGCUCUAUAUGGUUCUCAGCCACUCAGUUGCUUCAUGACAGACUGUAACGGCGGCUCGUACUGGAUGCUUUUAUACUGAACACUAUUCAGCCCUGAUACACACCGAUCACGUGUAUCAACUCUUUUGUUCUCCAACUAUUCCCUAUAUUCUCACUAGUUAUUUGAUUAAGCGGAGUGGUUGAUGUAGCUAGAUUGUCGAUUUGACUGGAACGGAGAAUGUACAGAUCUAGAUGUGCUAGUUCGGAAUGCUGUCGGAAGCAAACUGGACAGAAUUUCUCUCUCACAUUCAUUUAAACAGCAAUCACCUGAAUUGCAGGUUGUUUGCCCAAAAGAGCUGGAAUUAGUGAACUGGAAAAGGAAUUGAUAACCGAAUCUAGAUGGUAAAGCUUUAAAAAUAUAUAUUUUCUGAUAUAUAGACAUUUUGAUAGGCCCCAUCGCAAAUAAUUCAACAACGUCCUGUAUAUUUCAUUUAGGUAAAACGUUAAACUCAUGAAAAGGUAUUUUGAUGCUAUGACCUUUUGUAUUCUGACUAAUUGAAUAAUGUACUUCGAAACAUUGGGUGUUGUUUUUGGAGUUAUCUAUUCUUGAGGAAUAAAGCACACACACAAAAAAACAACCAGAGUAAAA